UCCAAGCCGUAACAUAACAGCUAGAAUCUCCUGGCACGAAUAGAGUUUCGGUGUGACAUUUUAUUGAAAUCGCGGCGUAAUGUAUUAAUUCAUGACAUCAGCUGGUGUUGAGUUUCUUUUAAUGUAAGUAAUGUUUGACUGAAUUCUUUUUGCAGGAACAUCAAUUCUUAGAUAUCAUUAAAACAUUGAUUCAUCCUUUAUUCGUAUUUGUAAGAGUUUUCAACUGAAACACUACCCGAACUCUCACUUGAUGUCUUUAAAAGUUCAUUAUCCAAUCGGCGUCCUUUUAAAACUUGCCUGUGAGCGACAACUGCACUCAAGUCACGCCUCGAUGCCGUUCUCCUUAAAAAUUCAAUCAAGCAAGUGAAACCUUAGUUUCACCUGUCAGUCACUUACACUGGGUAGAAACAAAGCACAAAGAACUUUUAACAUUUCAGUGCGGGCAGACCGAUCAGUCGAAAACUCACUCGGAAUGCGUCUGUUUCGAUUGAGAUUUUAUUAAAUGGUAAAACAAUUCGAACAAAUAAUCUCGCAGUAAACGAAGGCUUGAUCGCAAAGUCUGACAAAACAGAUUGUUUGAAAACAAAGGAUUCAACAGGUUGAGCAGAAAAUUUGAAUUAAGUGCAGCCGAUGAAGAGUGAACGUUAAUCCAGUCCAAUAUCACUGUAAAAAUAGAACGCCAGUACGAGAUUCCUAAUUUGAAAAUAUCUUACUUCCUUUCAUUUCUCUUUGUCGUGUGGUAUCAGUAGCACAAUACAUUUUCUUCGGGGGGUUUACAAAACAAAACCAGCAGGUUUUCUAAUGGAGAAAACAUCGAAACAAUAACUAAAGACGUUAAUUACCCGCUGAAAAUAACAGAUUGUAUAACAAAGGCGACGAUUUUUCACAAUAACCAGAAACUGAAAUUUCUGUGACUUUUUUGUGGUUAAAUGGUGAUUCAACGGCAGUUUCGAGCAUAAUUUCAUUUCAUUUUUACGCGUUGUUCGCGCGCAAAUGAUUUAAAGCUGCCACGCGCGCUCGUGUUUCGUUAUGCAAAUCGCGCGAGCUUUUGUUGUUAAUGAAAAGUGACGUGUACAACUUUCACAAAACAGUAUUGUGUCAGCUGACGAACACGCAAUAAUACAACCGUAGCGCCGCUUUUCUUUAACGUCAAGAUUCAGAAAAACGACAGAGUCACAAUUUUUUAAUCUCGCGGCUGUUAGGGUAAACAGAAGUUGAAGCAAUUCGAGGAUGGGCUAUGGACUUAACCGAUUUGUCACACACGUGGAUCAAAAUUUACUCUGUAGUAUUUGCGCCGGUGUCUUAGAAGAAGCCGUUAUUACACCUUGUGGACACUCGUUCUGCGAUGAAUGCUUACAUAUCUGGCUGGACAGACCCAACACAACUUCGUGUCCCACUUGUCGUUCGGAGGUUUCGCCAUUCGAUGUUAUUCCGGUGUUAGCCCUCAGAGGGGUAGUGGAGGGCUUGGUGGUUCACUGUGAUAAUGAUGAACACGGAUGUAAAAUGGUUUUAAAACUGGAAAAACUCCGAGCGCAUGUACAAGUGUGCGAUUUCGGGUUGAUUGAAUGCGGUGCGUGUGGAAAAAGCGUGAAACGGUGCGAGCUACCAGACCACCAUGAAGAAUGCGAGGUAAUAAAAGACUUGGUUUCACGACACAAGAAGGUAAAAGAUCAAGAACUUUCUAUUGAUAACCUCACAAAACAGAUCGCGCUGUUGGAAGUGGAUUUAAAUAAGACUAAAACAGCCUUAAAAGAAUCCGAGGGGGACGUGCGUCGCGUGAAACGUGAAUUGAGGGAAUUACAAUUCCAGUUGGAAGUAAGAAUGGGCGAGGAACAGGAGUUCGACCCGGACUGGGAUCCAGAGUACAACUACGGUUAUUCUCCUUCAAGCAUCGCGCAGCUCGCAAGUCUGGUGUCGCGAUAUUUAUUGAACAAGCCUUACUACAUUGAUCGCAACCGCAUUUUUAACGCGGUGAAACGUUGUUAUGAUUACUAUCACGGUUAUGCUGGCUAUUCACAAGAUGUACAUAUGUUACUGGCCGCGAGUUACGCUAGUAACUGGUUUACCGACAAUCAAAGAUCUAACUUUGAUUCGUGGCUGCAAAAUCUGGCGCGAGAAAGGUUUUUGAUCUCCGGCUAGCCUGAAUGUCAAAGUUCCAAAUCAUAUUCGUCUCAACGAUUUCAGGCGGUAAAAUUUGCAUUUUUCGUGACUAAAAUUAAAACGAAUUUCUAUGUUCUAGUACGGUAUUUUAGGCCAAUGCAUUGCUGUAAUUGUACUAAUAUUUAUUGUUAGAAUUUGCGAUCGCUUUAAAUCCUACUCAAAGAAAAUGAUUAAUCGUUGUCAAGCUUAUAUCGUUACAAAUUAUUCAACUAAACGAUAUAGCGCUGUGGUCAUGGAUUGUUAAUAAUACGAAAUGAAGAGAAAUUGUCCCUAAAAGCAUGAUGCUUUUCUGUCUCCACAAUGCGAAAACAAAGGGAAAUAAAUGCGCGAUAUGUUUUGAAUGAAAAGAGAAUUUAAUUGCAGUCCUUACAAAUGAGGCAAAGGUGUUUUCCGCGUUGUCGGCCAUGAAAGACUCGGCUUCUUGAAAAAACAAACAACUUUAUACCCUGUGGCAUCAGUCUCUUGGAAACACUCGCAAAGUACUAAAAAAACAAGAGGAAAAAAGGAAAAAAAGAUAACAAAUGUUUAGUCCUUUCUUCGUCAUUUUUUAGCAUGCCGAGAAAAAUUUCCACGCAACGAGUUUUAAGAAAAAAAACUCACCCUGAAUUUGUCAUGGGUUUUUAUACUCAUAAUCACAGAAUUUCAUCUUAUCCCAAAUAAUUAAUAAUCUGAAUUACAAAAUACAUUCGCAGCUGUAAACUUGUCAGGAUUUCUAAAGAUCGCGAGAUAAAAAAAUAAUAAUAAUAAUAAUAAGCAAAAAAAAACGAAAAGAGAGUGAUUAGGUAAUUGUAUUUAAAAUACAAUAUGUGACAGCGCGCGUCGGUUUGAUGUUCCGUCCGGUUUUCAGCGACAUCGAAACCGGCUUUUAGGUCAAGCGAAAUUGUUUUUAAGGUUCAAAACAUUAUCGAACAAUAGCUUCUACAGAAACGGUCAGAAAAAACGCCGAAUAACAACCUCAUAUUGAAUAUUAAAGCUCGCUGAAAAAAUGUUAACUGGCUUGUGGCUACGUUAAUCUCCUCGACUUCCCAACACAUAAUUUGGCUUUCGAACGCCAGGACAAUGUGAAAAACAGUACAAAGAUGUUACAGAGUGAUUAAAAAUUCUAAUCGAGUAUACUCGCGACAAAGCAGUCUUGGCAAUGCUCAAACAUUACAAAAAUCUCUUUGUCUUGAACAAUCUGGCGCUGAAUUUACCGACAUGUUAACAGUGUUUCAUACCUCACAAAAUCUUUUCUCAGGGAACCUCACCCAAAAAGGCUUGUGAAACUGUUCCUAGAUUUGUUUGCUUGUCGCUCGGAAGUACAAAAUCCUCUAUGUCAGGUUUACAAAAGUAGCCGACAAAGAGGCGCUCUUAAAAUGAACCGAUAUACCACCAUUUUCAGUAAUGAAAAUCAUAAAACGGAAAUUAACUCAUCAAAUAAAGUCGUAAGACCUUAUUACAUGUUAUUGUGACCAACGAAUUUUGUAAAUAUUCCACUCACAUGAUCUCUUCCGUGAAUGUACCGACAGCAUUUGGUACCCAGGUUUUACAAGUGUUAUAAGAACACGAGGAGAAUGCUACGAAUUUCGCUCUUUUGGGAACAGUUUCACCAGUGUGUCAUGUUGUUAAGACCAGACUAGAGGAAAACAAGUUGAGGAGAGAUGUAAUUGAUUUUCAACCAUCGGACGUUCUUGUAAAAUUGGAAUCUUCCUGAAUUUUCAUCUCAGUCAAAGAUGCUUUUCAAUCUUUUGAGAAUUAGAUGAUUAUAUUACAAGGUAGAUGACGUUUGACGCGCUCCCCCACCCCGCAAACAUUGAAUUAUGUCAUACAGCGGAGAACAUCUGGAGAUAAAUAUAGAGACAAAGUCAGCCAAUCAAAGCUCAGCAAAAGCAUGCGACCGGUCCAAAGCGCGGGAAAACGUACGUCACUCAAGUCAGGUUUGGUUUCAGGGUUUGUUCUUGAUUGGUCGAAAAACGAGUAGGUCUGUUGUGAUUGGUUGGUGUAAGCUGACAGACCUCAACAGAGGGUCCAUUAUACUUUAGCGGUUUAAGCCUAUUCUGAGUGCCGGUUAGCGGGUACAUUCACAUUUAUCUGGCCGUUAAAGGUUACAAGAUUAUCCCGCGUUCACAUGAAAUUAUAAAUUGAGCUCGCGGUUUUCGGUUUUGCGUGUUUUUGUGGCGGUCACAAUGAACGGUCAGACUGAGCGGUAACUUAAUGUCCAUGUUGCUUGAAGCUUCUCCCUCAACAAAAGAUUGCCUUUUAGGGCUAGAAACAGUUUGUUCCAUUCUCAAGAUCUUGUGGUCUUUGUGAGGAGAAACACGAUUAUUUUAAAGCUAUCAUAUCGCAAAGAAUUUGUAACGUACUGUGAAAAGAUCGGUUAUGAUGAUAAUCUUCCUACUAGUAGCGCGGUUUCGGGUUUUUAGGAUAAAAAGACAAUGGUCUGUGGUUUCGAAAGAACAAAAUAUGGCGGUUUUAUACGGAAUGUACGACCCCAUAUAAUAGACCCUCUCAACAAAGUCUCAAUUUCUUUAAUAACUGAGCGGUGUGGAGUGCAGUGUGCCCUCACUAGUGUGUAUGUGUGUGACUGAUAUGUACAUCGAAAUUUUUUUUAACCGAGGUCUCCUACGGGCUGGAUCACUAAUAAGAGUGGAAUCUAAGCACAAAAGUAUUAAAAUGUUCCGUUUAAAUAUAGCAAGUGACAAUUUUUACCUAAAUCCCGACUAGUUAACCAUGUUGAACUUUCUGUACACUAAAAGUUAUGGAAUAAGCCCCUUCACCCCUGCUAAUUACAGAACAAGAAAACAUUUCCUCGAACUAAAAGCUGUGGAAAAAAUUAAAAACUAACUCUUAGCGAAUUUCCGCCCAUACAUACCUUGCUUCACCAUUAAAAUGAGAUUGAAGUGU
This is a messenger RNA of Orbicella faveolata, 5043 nucleotides long. RefSeq names its product E3 ubiquitin-protein ligase NRDP1-like. The record is from RefSeq and is a predicted model, not a curated record. Gene Ontology annotation, cellular component: plasma membrane signaling receptor complex. Gene Ontology annotation, biological process: regulation of canonical NF-kappaB signal transduction. Lineage: Eukaryota; Metazoa; Cnidaria; Anthozoa; Scleractinia; Merulinidae.